Suillus subaureus is the source of this 1015-nucleotide messenger RNA. RefSeq lists its product as uncharacterized. Lineage: Eukaryota; Fungi; Basidiomycota; Agaricomycetes; Boletales; Suillaceae. Bases 133 to 888 code for a protein of 251 amino acids. The transcript is spliced from 6 exons. Gene Ontology annotation, molecular function: protein binding. The record is from RefSeq and is a predicted model, not a curated record.
CCUAGACUCGAAAACACUUAAGGUCGCAGUGAAGUCUUGGGUGGGGAAGUGGAUUGAGGUCUGGGAUGUCCAAUCACAGACAUUGGAUGUGAGGAGAGGGAAUUUAACGGAGGACACGUCACAUACGCGCCAAUGUUUUGGACCAAAAACAUCAUAGCCGCGUUCAGCUUCACCGGUACUAUCGAUGCCCUCGCCAUGACUAUCUACGAGUUCGAUGCAUCGACACUGCAGACUGUCGGAACUCCCUUCGAAGGUCACACCGACACUGUCACUGGUCUAGCACUUUCAUUCGAUGAAGCUCUUCUCGCUAGUGCUUCCUUCGAUGACACUAUCAGGCUGUGGGAUUGCGAAUCCCGCCAACUCCUCGCCUCCUUCGACGUUCAGAAGAUCACUGCCCUUCUCCUCUCACCCGAUUCGCGCCAACUAGCGUACAAGUCAUACGCCAGUGAUGAUCACGAGAUCUGCAUCUGCGAUACUCCACCGGAUGUUCUUACUCAGGCCACUGGGCGCCGCAGACCACUAAUUUCUACCGUACCUGUGUCGUCGAGACCUCUGCCUACAAUAGACCCGCAGCAACCCGUUUUCGUUCGCCUUCGCAAAUUUCUUUCUUUCUCGUCUCACACAAACGCAGUACAUCCUAUUCGGAACGAUCAACCCCGUGAUCCCUUAGAUUUCUCUGCUACGUUGCCCUUACCCCGCCCUCUCUUGGGGCACACCUCAACUCAGGGACGUCCAAAUAUAAAUUCUGGCGAGAACUCUCAACCAGAACGUCCUCAUCUAUCCUUUGAUGAUUGUUUCUGUAGAAAACGAAUCCGUUCCCUCCUCUCUGGGAGUCAACUGGAAGUUCCGCGCGCCGGUCCAUGUAUCGCUUCUAGUUGGGUUAAAUAGAAUAUAUAAAAUUCGCGAUGCGAGAGGCUGACCCACCGACCCAAAGCGCAAAUUAUCGGGUGGGUCAGUGAUUCCAAUCGAUAUUCCGUCGUCUUGGUAAAGGGCAGUGUUGGUGGUCGUGGGUGAG